Messenger RNA from Heterobasidion irregulare TC 32-1, 476 nucleotides. RefSeq lists its product as uncharacterized. The record is from RefSeq and is a predicted model, not a curated record. The coding region runs from base 9 to 188 and encodes 59 amino acids. The transcript has a single exon. Lineage: Eukaryota; Fungi; Basidiomycota; Agaricomycetes; Russulales; Bondarzewiaceae.
AAUGGUCCAUGAUACGAGCUUCGAGGCUCUACAAUCCGAAAAUCUAUACAAUCAUUCAUAAGUACAUAGUAGCAUAUUUGUGCAGCAGGAAAGCACUGAAUCUUCAAGGAAAGGAGAAAGCGAUGGAGGCAGCGGCAAGAGUGCGAUUUUCGAGGAGAGAGGAGGGCGAGGUGAAAGAUAAAAGGUGAAAGACACCACGGGUUUGGGAGUUGCGAUCCUUCCGCUAUGCAUAUGAACACUCUAGUCCGUAAACUCGACGAGGAGAAAAGGAGGCAGCGCAGAUUUGUAACGAUACACGGAUAUAGCACGGGAGAAGAAAAUGGAGCGCUAGGUUGAUAUGACGAGGAACGGGCGGGAAGGAUCGCAGAAAUUCAGGCCCGCUAGGUGUCCCCGUCUGACGUGACCGUCGAGUCGGGGUCGAACGUAUUGGUGUCAUCGUCCUCGGUAGAGUCUUCCUCUUCUUCGUGCUCGUCCAU